Messenger RNA from Dichomitus squalens LYAD-421 SS1, 1098 nucleotides. RefSeq lists its product as uncharacterized. Bases 1 to 1098 code for a protein of 365 amino acids. The record is from RefSeq and is a predicted model, not a curated record. NCBI's taxonomy places the organism in Eukaryota, Fungi, Basidiomycota, Agaricomycetes, Polyporales, Polyporaceae. The transcript is spliced from 2 exons.
AUGUCCGUGAUUCAGGCGGUGGCUGCAGCGAGACAAAGCACUGGCAAGCACCUAUAUCAAGUGGGCGUCCUUGGUUCCCCUCCUUCGAUCUGUUUCACCACCUUCGCUGGCAUCGUCCCAGCACUACGACACCUCAUUCACAACCGCUCUUCCCUUGUCGCCACUAUGCGUGCUGUUCCUUCGCAGUUCAACAACCCCGACGACUUUGCACCCGUAAAGCGUCGGCCCGGCCGAUUCUACUGCAAAAUAUGUACGCCUCCCGGCUACGCCGAAGGUCAGGCGAUGAACCUUUCCGCGGCACUUCACCACGAACAACACAACGAGAAGCAUCAGGCUAAGGUUCAGGAAAGGCUGCAUGACGAAUGGUUUUGGAAUCCUCCUGUGGACUGGGGCCCGACGCCCAUCCCCUUGGACUCCUCCCCCUGGGAGCAGGCCUACCCGUCCGAACGUGCCGAGGAGUUCAUCAACCACUGGCUCGACAACAUCGCCGCCGCUCAGCGUGACGAAGCGCCGGAGUCCAUGGAUACGUUUAUCGACAGGUACAAUCAGAAGUACCAGGACUGGAACGACAAUGGCAAGCCUAGCGAGGAGGAAUGCGGCGAGGAGAAGAAUUGCACGGAAGAUGUCGACCCGGAUCGGGAGGUAGACGACUACGCUUGUAAGGGUAUCCCUGGGAAGUGGUACGACGUCGAUUCGUUCCACCCCGAUGAAGAAGGAUUCGACGCAGUCGGCUGUUACUCAGCGGCGGUCAAGGCGGGCAUAUACAAGGAGAAGCAGUGGCGGGCCCCUGCUGUCGAUACCGAGCCAAAUAUGUGGCUUGUCGAGGUCGAUCUCCGCCAGGAGUACCUUGCCUGGGGUUUCUCACCUGAGCAGUACGCCGCAAGGCACAACUCCGCCGACACCCCACCCUCUCAGCCCGAGCGGCCUCGGACGGAGGCACAGGAUGCGCAACCUAGCGAGUGGAGGACUGUGAACCGCAGGAAGAGCCGUGGGCGCCGCCUCGACAAUGGCGGGGUACAGGGGCAGAAGUCCGGGAUCGUCGACGGGGGAAAGCGCCGCCCGCGCGGGCGACGAGCCCGCAGGGCGAAGAUCGUCUAA